Molecule: messenger RNA, 5796 nt
Organism: Bombyx mori (domestic silkworm)
Lineage: Eukaryota; Metazoa; Arthropoda; Insecta; Lepidoptera; Bombycidae
Product: neuroligin-1
Exons: 15
Coding region: 740-3514 (924 amino acids)
Biological process (GO): chemical synaptic transmission; synaptic vesicle endocytosis; presynaptic membrane assembly
Cellular component (GO): synapse; cell surface; plasma membrane
Molecular function (GO): signaling receptor activity; neurexin family protein binding
Source: RefSeq, a predicted model, not a curated record
ACUCUAUCCGCGCAGUCUGCAGCUGACCGCCAUCGGACAGACUGCCGACGCAUACGUUGCCUUAUCACCCGCAACGUUUGACAUUCAGCUCGCGACUUCGUUCGACAAAGCCAAACCGGUUUCUUCGCGGGUAUUGCUUUUGUGUAAUAACUAUGUUAUCACAAACUUUUUGCAAUAUUUUUUUUUGACUUUACUAAUAUAUGAAACAAAAAAAACUUAUUAAAUAAUACUUUAGACAGAAUCAAGUGAAAACUUUCUGAAAAAUUGUUUAUUGAAAUUAUUAUUUUUCUUAUAUGCCGGAGCGUAAAAUAUCAAUAUGAUCAGUAAAUAAAAUAAAACGCGUUGUGUUCGUCGUGGGUAACAUGGAAGUGAAUGAUAUUAUUGUCGCUUGAAGUGGUCGUGUUUGUGACAGAAUAAAAAAUAGACACUCGGAGCAUUUCUCACGAGUUCACGGGUCGUUAAUUCGACGAAGGAAGGAAUCUGAACAAGGAAGUCUUUGCUGUGUCCGUUCAUCGAAGUGAUAAAAUUUAUGACAAACGGUGUUAACGGUCAGACCUUUCAAAACUAGUUGCAAGAAAGAAAAAUGAAUCGGUGGCCGCGUGCUCGCGAGAAGACACUCUCGAGAUGAGCAGAGGUUGCGUGGAGCAGUGCGCUAGUGCACUGCAGGCAGCGUGAUGCGGGCGAGCGCGCGCAGAGGCGGCGGCGCGUGUCCCGCUACCGCGCCCGCCCCUUGCGCGUGAUGCACGCGGGCAGUGCCGCGCUCCACGCGUGGCUCGUCUGCUGCGCGGCCGCGCUCUCCUCGCACAAGUACAGCACGAGGGUCGUACGAACUAAGUACGGGACGCUUCGUGGCAUUGUCGUCCAUUCGCAUCCUCAAGUCGAGGCAUACCUUGGCGUGCCUUACGCCACUCCACCACUAGGUAGCUUAAGAUACAUGCCGCCGGUGACUCCAUCCCAGUGGCGGACGACGCGGCUAGCUGACGCGCCCGGGCCGGCGUGUCCGCAGGCGCCGCCGGCUGCCGUGCCCCGGGACGACGCCUUGCUAGUGCACCCCCGCGCUCGCAUCCGACAACUAGAGAGGCUCCUACCUGUACUCGCUAAUCAAAGCGAGGACUGCCUUUACGUUAACUUGUACGUUCCUGUAAAUGGGGGCGAGGGUGACGGAGGCGGUGGCGGGCUUCCUUGUCUCGUGUUUGUUCACGGAGAGUCUUAUGAGUGGAGCACGGGUAACGCGUACGACGGCACAACUCUAGCCGCGCAAGGCAACAUCGUUGUAGUCACUAUCAACUUUAGGUUAGGUGUACUGGGUUUUUUAAAGACUGGUGCUAAAGGUUCGGCGCAGGGUAACUUUGGGCUGAUGGACCUUGUGGCGGGACUGCACUGGCUCCGGGAAAAUCUGCCCGCCUUCGGAGGUGAUCCCGAAAGGGUUACGCUUAUGGGUCACGGAACUGGAGCCGCCCUGGCCAACUUUCUCGCAGUUUCACCUGUUGCUCGGGAACUAUUGAAGCGAGUUAUCUUGUUAAGCGGGUCGGGGCUCAGCUCGUGGGCGUUGCAGAGAGAGCCGCUGACGAUAAAAAGAAAGGUGGCGGAACAGACCGGGUGUCACGGAGACUUAUUGGAGGAUGACUUGGCACCGUGCUUGCGAAACAAGCCGCUCUCUGAGCUUCUAGCUGUUAAGCUCGACCCCCCAAGGUUCCUGCCUGGAUUCGCGCCCUUCGUCGAUGGCACUGUUAUUGUGAAUCCAACAUCGGCACCGCCUCCUUCUGACAGCACAAGACUAGGGGCAGGCGCCGCUGCAGUCGCCAACGCUGCGGGUUACGAGCUCGCUGACUUCUCACACAGAGAAUUACUAUUUGGACUCACGACCACUGAGUCGUAUUUGGAAUUCAGCGCGCAAGACUUAGAGUUUGGUUUCAAUGAAAGCAGACGAGAUCGCAUACUUCGCACAUUCGUAAGGAACGCCUAUUACUACCACCUAAACGAAAUAUACUCAACGUUGAAAAAUGAAUACACCGAUUGGGACAAGCCUGUGCAGAAUCCACUUAGCGUUCGGGAUGCAACUCUAGAGGUGCUCAGUGACGGCCGGACAGCGGCGCCUUUGAUCAGGCUCGGAUAUCUCCACGCGUUACGCGGUGGCGUCACUUACUUCACGCAUUUUCACCAUCUCUCUCAAGAUAAGGACUAUCCACAAAGACCAGGUUCAGUUCACGGGGAAGAGUUACCUUACUAUCUUGGAGUGCCGCUAUCACAAAUGCAUAACCAGCGGAACUAUACGCAACAGGAGCAAAAAGUAUCCAAACUUUGUUUGCACUACAUCGCGAACUUCGUCAAAUAUGGUAAUCCGAACGAUCCAUCAGCAACUCCUCCUCCCAGUCCGAUGCUCGGUGACGCCCCGCGGCUCGGCCCAGACCAGACCCCGUAUUGGGAUACCUACGACACUAUCAAUCAACUUUACAUGGAAAUCAGUAGCAAGGCGGAGAUGAGGAGCCACUAUCGCGGGCACAAGAUGUCCCUGUGGUUGUCUUUAAUACCGCAGCUACACCGUCCUGGGCCUGAUCUACCCGACGCCACUAUGCGACACCACCAUUUUCAAGAAGACAACGCUAACUAUUAUGAAGGUGCCGUGAGGCCGCAGUCUAUGUCUCGAGCACACAUACCGCACGUGGUGAACAUCGAUGUCGGUCGCAGUGGAGAGACACGCACCACUCCUCCCACACGCGUCUCGCCCCCGCGUCCCUCUCCAAUGCCUCCUGUACCCUCAACUGAGUGUCCACCGAACGUCACGGCCACACCUAUUCAAACAGAUGACGCUCUACUCCGACGGCUCGCGUCUUCCCAUUACCAGUCUUACACCGCCGCACUCACAGUUACCAUAGCAGUCGGAUGUUUUUUGUUAUUACUAAACGUUUUAAUAUUCGCUGGUAUUUAUCACCAACGGGGCUCCCGACCUCGGCGUUCCAAGGACGAUCUCGCCGAGGCCGGGAGUUCCUCUUCCUCUGAUAAUUACGACGGUAAAUUGGACUACGAAGUGCGCACGUUUGACGGGAAAGGUUUCGGGUUUGAGUGUAAGUCGGCGCACGUGCCUCGCGGUUUUGGAUCUAAGUUUGACUUACGGACGUUGUCGGACUGCGGGGAGCCGACAUUCGGUGAGUACAGCUGCUACGAAGAAAAACAUCGAGCGGCACGAAGCUCGAUGCCAGAUGUCAGUGUCGGCAGCGCGAUCGAGGCCGGUAGUCUCGUCUGUAUAGACACUCAGAAGCCCGAUAUACAAAAAGUGGAGGGGCGAUCGCAGGACCCUGUUGGUAGAACGAGUACGUUCGAGCCUCGUGUUGUAGAUAGUUCGACUCAGGUUAAAUUUGGGCCAGAGUCUUCAGAAAAUACGGCAGAAUGCAAUGAAUCUGAGUCCGGAGGUGCGAGUGGGUCUGGGAUACUGCGUGUUCCGACCGCAGCCGCUACGCCAGCGCCUCCUGGUAUCAUGAAGAAGAGAGUGCAAAUACAAGAGAUUUCCGUAUGAGGGUUUCUCGAGACCGCUGCCGAGGUGGUUGUCAAUAAACGGACUAAAUUAUGAUUUUACUAUAUCGGUGUAAAUAAAUAAGAAUGAUCGUGUAAGUUUUCUUGUAAAUACAUCAAAUUAAUAUAUGCCAGAUAGUUAAAUAAAUUGGACAGUGAUAUUAUUUAGGAAUAACAUUUUAAUUUCAGAGAACAGUGAAUGUUAAUUUCAAGUUAUUCUGAGUUGAAAAUUGGAAACAUAACACCCGAGGUAAUAAAAUAUAUCUGAAUGUUUUAUACGUUUUCAAUCUGUUGCUCAUAAUUUUACGUGGAUAUUUUAAUUAUUAUAAUGAACACCAGAGAUUGCGUAAAAUACGUUAAUGUUAUCAUUAUGUUUUCUACAAUAUUUGAAAUAUUCUUUAAAGUCGUAUCUGCGCCUAAUUAUAUCUUCUGUGCGAAAUUAUAUAAUAUUUGAAUAAUGCAAUAAAUUAGUGACAAAAGACUUUAAUACCCCAUUAGCUGUACAUAAGAAAUAUCAAACGAUGUGUCUCACUUUGUAAGUUAUGUAAGUCAAUAAUAACAUUAGGGAUACAUGUAUGUUGUAUUUUUUUGUUUCGUGAAGUUACCUCAAAGUGACGUGUAUUGAUUUCGAGUAGUUUUUGAUAAGUCAAUAUUUAAAAAUAAAAAUUAAUCAUUGAAUGGACGAGUACAAUACUUGUUGGAUCAAAAUAAACUGUUUUUUUUUGUUGUUUAAAAGAAACAGUGCCGCAAUUGCUAAGCUUAGUUCGUUUGUUUGGUAAAUAACUUUUUCACGUUUUAUGUGUUAGGGAUCGUCUAUCUAUCAAAUUUACUUGGUGGUUUUAAAUACGGCCCCUUAAUAACUAUUAUAAUACAUUAUUAUAUUAAUUUUAACGUACAGAAAGGUAAUCAGGGUAUUAAACAAAAGCUAUGUGAGCUAGCGAGUCCAUACCUGCAAUCUAAUUUAUGUUUAACGCCGAGAAUAUUUUCAUAGCUUUUUUUUCUUUAAAUUGUAUUCACAUUCACUCAUCUUUUAUAAUUUACGUCUUAAUCAAAUACAAUUAUUUGUAUCCUGUAUAGUUUGCCUUGUCAAUUAUGUGGCAAAUUUUCGAUGUAUCUCGAGUUUUUCACCGCAUCAUAAAUAAUAUUCUCUAGCAAACGCAAAUCCCUGAGAAUUCAUUCUUUUAUCGUAUGUAUAAUUAAUUUAUUGAAAUUAAAAAUACUGAUAAUCUGAAACGCGACGUACUCGCCAUUUCUUAUAUGAUUUUCAUAUAACUAAAUUAUAUUAUCUAAUUUAGUAAUUGUGUUUUGUGUAUGUAAAUAAAUGAAAGUAAUAAUAGUUUGAUAUAUAAUGUAACAUACAUAAGUACUCGUCCAUGUUUUUAUCUUCAGAGGAAUUGAUGAUGAUUAAGUAAAGAUGAAUGUGCGUUUGUAACACCAUUUUCCAUAUUGUGACAAAAUGUUGCCUACUUUAUUUUAAAUGAUACAGUAAUUUAUUUAUGUGUUUGUUAUGUAAUUACAUAAUUUAUAGUUAAUUAGCACUUAAAAAGAAAAGCCAUCUUAUGUGUAUUAUGUAAAUUUUUAAUUACGCUAUGCACACCUAAUGCCUUAUACAGAGUCAUUUUUGGUUAAUUGAAGUGAACAGAGAUCGCAUUCACUUUAAGGAAAAAUAUUUUGCAUGACAUACAACUUACAUAUAUCGUAAUUUGAGCAUAAAUUGUAAGCUGUUAUAAAUUUAAUUGAUUUAAAAUCAAAUUUUAAAGCAUUUUCAAAUGUUUCAACACUAUAAAAAGUAAAGUGGAAUUGAUUUAUUCAUUAUUAUGUUAUAGCUUUAGAUUAAUAUGUAGAAUUUUCAGACAUCACUGAGGAUUAUUGUUUUAAAUAAUGUGUACUAAUGGAAUACGCAAACGUAUACCACCUAAAGAUAAAAAGAAAUACAAAUGUACUGCUUAAAAGAUUUUUCGUUUGAGGCAAAUGAACUAAAUUCAAUCAUAAUGAUUUUUAAAUGGAGAUUUCAAUGUUAAUCUUAAAUUUGUAACGUCCAUUGUUUUGCAUUUAUUAGUUUCAAUGUUUGUUAAUUGUAAAUAUAUAAUUUUAUUAUUGUUGUAUUAUCGUUCAUAGAUUGAAAAUCUAUAGUAAUUAGUGGAAUUGCGAAUGUAGACAAAAGUAAAAUUGAUGACUUAUUUACACGUUACGUGCCCGAUAGUUUUAGUCCGUACGAUUGCAUUUUGUUACAAUGCGGCAUAUGGAGUUAAUAACUUGUGGUGUCAAAUAAAGAAUUGAGUAAAA